CGCGAGCUGCAGCCGUGAAACAAGCUCGAUUGUCAAGUUAGGUAAUGUAAGUGCCAUAAUGACGAGAGUACCACCUACUCCCAGUCAGUUACAUUAACAAAACACAACCCUUACACCUAGGUAUUGAUUGGGCAAAAUCCGAGACACCAACUGUGGAUAUAAAGUAAAAUGAAUAACUGGAAGCUUGGAAGGGACGGUAUCCAAAUCGCAGUUUUUAAGUGUUACUGAUGCUGAGGCCGGAUGUAGAAAGGCAGCAGACGUUGUAGAAAGCGAUGCCACUUUACAAACUGAUUGUCGCCUACGAUGGUACUCGCUUUAACGGAUUCCAGCGUCAAUCUACAACGACCGAUAUGUCCAAGAAGAUUGCUCUAAAAAGGCCGCACUGGGAUUCUGCGACGGGCAAACGGAAGGGUAUCGCGUUGACUGUCCAAGAAUGUCUUGAACAAGCCCUUAUGGAUUGGACGGGCAACGAAACAAACGUGGAAGCCUUCCGAUUCCGUUUUGCCGGGCGGACCGACAAGGGGGUGCAUGCAAGGGGUCAAGUAGUGGCGGUACAGCUACCGAUUGUUGUGGAGCCAACCGAGUUGUGGAGGGUGCAUAAGGCACUCAACAGCCGUCUUCCGGUGGAUAUCUCAGUAGAAAGGGUGGAAUUGUGUGAGAAUCAGUUGGAUUUUGAUCCUCGCCAUGAUGUUCAGAGCAAGCAGUAUUCCUACACUAUAAAGUUUCGUCGAAAGGCAUACAAUGAGGAAGGGCAACUUCUUCCUAUCUGUACAUCAGGACCCCAAUCGGCUCGGAGUGCUAUGGAUUCCCCUUGUCUUUGGCUUUGUCCAUGGGUGUUGGACGAUUCGAAACUAUACGAGCUCUGUCAACGUUUGCAAGGGCAGCACAGCUUUCGUUCGUUUGUACACCGUGCCGAUCGCAACCUUCGUGAUCACAUCUUGACGUUGGACCGCGUGUGGGUGGAAGCCUUGUCGUGUACACGCGAAGACGCGCCGGUAGUGACAGUUCGUCUAUGGUUUCAGGCUAAAGGCUUUCGCCGAUCCAUGGUCCGCAAUCUAGUAGGUUUUUGUGUCGACGUGUGUCGCGGAAUGUACCAGCCCGAUUGGGAUGCACUGUGGGAGGGUUCGGACGAGAUUGCACAGAAAGUUCAUUCUGCACCUGCCUGCGGAUUAUGUUUAGAAUCCGUUGCGUACUCAUAA
Messenger RNA from Phaeodactylum tricornutum CCAP 1055/1, 1199 nucleotides. RefSeq lists its product with no specific name. The transcript has a single exon. The record is from RefSeq and is a predicted model, not a curated record. Gene Ontology annotation, biological process: tRNA pseudouridine synthesis. NCBI's taxonomy places the organism in Eukaryota, Bacillariophyta, Bacillariophyceae, Surirellales, Neidiaceae. The coding region runs from base 273 to 1199 and encodes 308 amino acids. Gene Ontology annotation, molecular function: pseudouridine synthase activity; RNA binding.